CGUAUAUUUUCUAAGACGGAGAUAUGUUUUUACAAUAAAUAUAUUAACUACUCUCAGGCCGAGUACUUUUAUGAUUUUUUUUUAACUGUAUGACUUUAUUAUUCCCGCGUAUGGAUUUCAAAGCAAAUGCAAACACGUGUUUAUGCUGUCAGUAGAGACUGGUGAAUUAAAUUGAUGUCUACGGUUUUGUUAGGGACAGUUCUACAAUCGAAUUAGACUGUCACACCUCACGCAUAUAAAAAUAAAGUGAGAAUGUAAACGUCAAGCUUUAAGCACAUGUAUCGAGCUGGGAUUAGUGUUUCCCGCUCGUGUGCGCCCAAACGGCGGCUAACGCCUCCUCCUCCGUCCCCCAUCGGUCCCCAUCAGUCCCAGCCCAACCCUCCACAGCCACGGCACUCACACUCCAGCAGCACAUUACCCUACACCUGCAUAAUCAGCCUCAUCUGCCUCGCUCGAGUCCCGCUGGUAACUUUAAGGAGAGAUUCAAGGUCGUUUUGUUGUUCAAUGACUUAGUUCGCAGCUCAUCUGCUUCAUGACAAAGCUGUAGGGUCAGCUGCAGGUCAAGGAAACUGAUUUGGGGAUCCAGAGAACAUCGCCAGGUUGUUACAAGCCAGGAAUAUAACUUGUUUGUGUGAUCUGCCCUGCGCUGGAUCGUCCAACAUCCAGGAUGUCCCAGUCGUCCACCGCUGAUGAGGGGACGACCUUUGAACACUUGUGGAGUACCCUCGAGCCAGACAGCACAUAUUUUGAGCUUCCUCAGGCGGGACACUCAGGGGACAGGGUGGCCUCCAGCAGCAACCGCGCUGAAGUCUGCAUGGACCUCUACCACAUGAGAGACAUGAGAGACAUGAACGACAAUGUCAUGUCUCAGUACAGCCUACUGAGCAGCAGUAUGGAACAAGGUUUGGGGAACAGAGCAGCGUCUAGCAGUCCCUACAGCUCAGAGACCGCCUCCAACGUGCCAACGCCGUCACCCUACUCCCAGCCGAACUCGACCUUCGAGGCUAUGUCUCCAGCGCCGGCCAUCCCCUCCAACACUGACUACCCCGGGCCGCACAACUUCGAGGUCACCUUCCAGCAGUCGAGCACGGCCAAGUCAGCCACCUGGACGUACUCUCCGUUGCUCAAGAAGCUGUACUGUCAGAUCGCCAAGACCUGUCCGAUUCAGAUCAAGCUGGCUUCCUCGCCCCCAAACGGCAGCGUGAUACGAGCCAUGCCCAUCUACAAGAAAGCCGAACACGUCACAGAGGUGGUCAAACGCUGUCCCAACCAUGAACUCGGACGGGACUUCAAUGAAAGUCAGACAGCUCCUGCCAGUCACUUGAUUCGGGUGGAGGGCAAUAAUCUGUGUCAGUAUGUGGAUGAUCCUGCGACGGGCCGACAGAGUGCUCUCGUCCCGUAUGAGGCUCCACAGGUGGGGACUGAGUUCACAACCAUUCUGUAUAAUUUCAUGUGCAACAGCAGUUGUGUCGGGGGAAUGAACCGCAGGCCCAUCCUCAUCAUCAUCACGCUGGAGACACGAGACGGACAGGUUCUCGGCAGGCGUUCGUUUGAGGGCCGGAUUUGUGCCUGUCCCGGUCGAGACCGCAAAGCAGACGAGGAUCAUUUCAGGGAGCAACAGGCUCUAAAUGAGAGCGUGGCCAAAAAUGGAAAUGCCAAUAAACGAAAUUUCAAACAGACUCCGGCCAACAUUGCAGGCCCUUCCGUCAACAUCAAGAAGAGGCGGCAUGGAGAAGAGGAGAUGUAUUAUAUUCCAGUGCGAGGCCGGGAAAACUUUGACAUCCUGAUGAAGAUAAAGGACAGUCUGGAGCUUGUGGAGUUUGUACCACAACAGUUAGUGGAUUCAUACAGACAACAACAACAACAGCUCCUACAGAGACAGAGUCACGUUGCCUCUCCGUGUUCAUAUGGCACUCUCAAUAACAUGAAUAAGAUCCAGGGGCCCAUCAGCAAGCUCCCCUCAGUGAAUCAGCUGGUGACACAGCAGACCCAGCAGAGCGCAGGACCCUCUGCGUCCAUGACACACAUGGGGACGAACAUGCUGGGUGGACACCACAUGCAGUCGAACGGCGAUGUGAACGGAGCUCAUGCGUCUCAGUCUAUAGUGUCCACCUCUCACUGUACCCCUCCCCCUCCUUACAACCCCGACCCCAGCCUCGUCAGUUUCUUAACCAGCCUGGGCUGCCAAAACUGCAUCGACUACUUCACAUCACAGGGACUCCAGAGUGUCUACCACCUCCAGACUCUUUCCAUGGAGGACCUUGGGGCAUUGAAGAUCCCUGAGCAGUUCCGGAUGGCGAUCUGGAGGGGCCUGCAGGACAUGAGACAGGGCCACGAUUACGGCCAGCAGCUCAUCCGCUCCAGCAGUAACAUGGCCAGCAUGGCCAUCGGCGCCGGAGGAGAGCUGCAGCGGCAACGCGUCAUGGAGGCUGUGCACUUCAGAGUGCGGCACACCAUCACCAUCCCCAACCGCAGCGCUCCCGCGGGAGCGGAGGAGUGGGCUGACUUCGGCUUUGACAUGCCAGACUGCAGGAUACACAAGCACUCCAUUAAAGAGGAGUUCGCAGAGAGUGACGCUCGCUGAGAAAGACCCAUCACUUUCCAUGCAUCGUCCGUACUGCUUUCUUUACUGCGAUGGACAGUUUGCAUUUCCAUAUAGUAGCACUUCCAUAUUUGGCAACAAGGGAUUUGAGGAAUAAAAAAACGAUUCGCUUUGAUGAAGACCAGGAUUCAAAUAGAUAAUUUUAUUUGAUUAUCAUUUGUGGCGUUAUGCUUAAAUCACAUCACACUAAAAAUUAUCCAGUCGAUAAAACAAAUGAUAUUAUUAGGAUGCAGUUAUGAACAGUUAAAAGCAGUGUAUGAUUUCUGAACAUUAUCUUAUUUAUUUCGGCUUGGUGUAAAUAAUAAUUGUGCAAUCAUGUAUUGAAUUACGUGUGAAGUGAUGCCCGUAGAUCAAAUGGAUGCUUGACCCAUAAAAAAUCAUACUUUAUAUUUACUUAUUUUGAAAAGCGCAGGUUCAUCAAAGCCAGACGUGUACAACUACGCAUUCUGUAUUUGAAUAAUUUUUCGCAUUAUAAGUUUCACUUAUAAUUAGUUAAUUUUUCGUCAAAGUUUUACAAUAACACUGAUGAAAACAACACCAUAAAAGUGAAUUAAAUUUUUUUAAUUAUUAGCAUU
This is a messenger RNA of Carassius auratus (goldfish), 3177 nucleotides long. RefSeq names its product tumor protein p73 (gene tp73). Gene Ontology annotation, biological process: apoptotic process; regulation of transcription by RNA polymerase II; protein tetramerization. Gene Ontology annotation, molecular function: protein binding; RNA polymerase II cis-regulatory region sequence-specific DNA binding; DNA-binding transcription factor activity, RNA polymerase II-specific. The transcript is spliced from 14 exons. The record is from RefSeq and is a predicted model, not a curated record. Gene Ontology annotation, cellular component: nucleus. Bases 668 to 2584 code for a protein of 638 amino acids. Lineage: Eukaryota; Metazoa; Chordata; Actinopteri; Cypriniformes; Cyprinidae.